Messenger RNA from Fusarium graminearum PH-1, 657 nucleotides. RefSeq lists its product as uncharacterized. The transcript is spliced from 3 exons. The coding region runs from base 1 to 657 and encodes 218 amino acids. The record is from RefSeq and is a predicted model, not a curated record. NCBI's taxonomy places the organism in Eukaryota, Fungi, Ascomycota, Sordariomycetes, Hypocreales, Nectriaceae.
AUGCCCAUGCCCCCAGCACACCUGAUGCGGGCUUCUACAGAUGUUUAUAAGAAGCGCCCGCAGUUUGAAGUCUACGAGGCCGACGAAGAUGAUGAGGGUGAUGAACGAUUUCCGCCCAUGAAGCCGCGGGGUAGACAACCCGAACCUGCAAGGCCCCGCCGGCGGGUGACGAGACCGAGGGAACCGACGCCUGAAUCGACACCGCCGACGGAGAGUGAGGAGGACAGUGAGAGUGAGAGCGAAAGCGAAGAUGAUAGCGACGACGAACGUAUAGAGGUUGUGGUGGAGGAACAUGAGAGGCACAAACGACAUCAUCGAAAUCACCGACGACCCAGCCCAGAUGACUACAUGAGCUCUCCAGAUGAGAAGAGAGUCCCACAAAGGCGAGGCAGGAUACCGUCGCCAUCCACCUCUGACGAUAGAGAAAUACGACGAUAUCGGCAUGCGUCUUCUGAGAGAGGGUCGCCAGAUCGAAGACCUGCUCUGAGGCGGGAGAUUACCGACACACCUAGAUACAGUCUUCCAACACGAUUCAACAGCGUGCUGGAUGCUUCUCGGCCACCCGUGGCUUCUAGGAGAACUGCCAAGGUUGUGGAGUCCCGUGAGAUUAUCCGUGAAGGCCGUCCUCGGAGGCUAGUAGAGACAGUCGAGCCGUGA